Molecule: messenger RNA, 4523 nt
Organism: Spodoptera frugiperda (fall armyworm)
Lineage: Eukaryota; Metazoa; Arthropoda; Insecta; Lepidoptera; Noctuidae
Exons: 2
Coding region: 2785-4008 (407 amino acids)
Source: RefSeq, a predicted model, not a curated record
AAUUUUUGUCGAUAAUUGCAUGAUCUACAAUUUUUGUCUGGCAUAUUUUAUCAUAAAGCUAACCGUUUGGAUGAGAAAUUAAAAAAAACCCUUUUUUGCAACCUUUGACCUUGAAUAAAAAUGUUUGCAGACAUGGGAUAGAUGGGGACUUUUCACAAUUUCAUAACAAUGGUGUCUAACAUCUAUGCAAAUUUUCAGCUUACUGAGAAUUUUUGCAGGGGUCAAUAGUCUAAAUUGGCUGGACUAUUAAUUUAUUACUGAUUACUUAACUUUCGAACCGGACAGCCUGGAUAAAAAAUAUAUUACUGCCGUAACAAGGUUAGAGCAAGUUUGUCAUAACAAACUUCAUGCAAGUUUGUCAUACUGAAACUAGCAAGUUUGAUUGAUGUAUCAAACUUAUUGCAAGUUUGAAACAAGUUUAUAUUGCUAUCUGGGGUUGAACGCAUAUUUUCACAUAUUAAUCUUUUGAAAACAAAACAGCGAAAUAGGCUGUCUACUGAAUCAAUCACUAGCCUAUUACAUUCAAAACGACUCUUUAAUACAGCUAAUUGUUAUGAGUUUGAAAUUAAUUCCAAGAUGACCUCGGCUAUGGCCAAAGAAUAUUGGUACCAUAAUAAAUAAUUAUACUUAAGCGUCAUUGUUAUAAAUUAGUCUGUAAGUUUUUUAAUAAAUAAACGAAUUAGAUAGAAUAUUUUUUUUUUGUCAAAUACCGAUUUUGGGUAGAAAUAUACCGAUUUUAUCUGGCAAUUCUACCGAUCUCGCUCUAUGACGUUCGAGACCACUGCAUGAGCGUCACUAACGCUUUAAAACCAAAUAAAGGGCUCGUCGAAGUUGUGAAGUUAGCGGAACAUUUUGUACAGAAUCCAGAAACUAUUGAUAAAAUUGUUGCCCAAUGGAAAAGCCUAACUAGCAACACUUGGGCAAAAUGUGACUGAUACAGUAAAAUUUUAGGUUGAAAUGUCAGAUUUUAAGGACGCAAGCAAUGAAAAUUCGUAUAGCGAACUGGUUUCGUUGGCUUUUACAGUGCUCACAUUGCCACAUUCAAAUGCGGACGUUGAGAGGGUUUUUAGCGUAAUAAACAUCGUAAAAAAUAAAUUGAGGAACAAAAUUAACUUGGACUCCCUAAAUUCAAUUAUUCGUAUACGAACUGGACUCAAACAUUUGAACAAAACAUAUGAUAUACCUACAUAUGAUAUACCUCAAGAUAUCCUAAAAAAAAAUAGGCAAGAAAGAUAUGUACACAUUUAAAUUUAAAAAGUCUGCUAUAAGUGUAAAUGAGCCACAGCCCUCCACUUCAACAGCUGUACAAGGAACCGCAGCAGAGACAGACAGUACAAGUAGUGAGGAUGAUGAUUAGAUUAAACGAUAAUAAGAUUUUUAAUAUUUAAAUUUUUUUAAAUUUUGAUGGUCACAUCCUCCAAUUUAACUAUAUAUAUUUUUUAUUUUUGUUUAAAUGUAACAUAACAUAACUUUGAUAUUAAUGUCAUGACAAUUUGAAAAUUAAAACUUUUUAUUCUACACGUUAUUUUUCUUAUUUCAUAUAUUUGGCACUAUUGUUAAAAUUUUAUACCAAUUUAGCACUUUUUGAGAUGUUACUUAGCACCCAACCGUGGCAUUGAGUUGGCAACCCUGGGCGAAUGGCGCUCCGUAGGCUGCUUCGCUCAUUUAUUAAAUCUGGUUGUUCAAGAUAGUCUAAAAACUGUUGCAGCAGGAGAGAAGGUUAAAGUUGUGGGAGAAUUUUUUAAAAGGAGUGCUCAAGCACAAGCAUAUCUAGAAACAGCGCAGAAUCAGAUGAAUUUGCCCCAUUUGAAACUAAAACAAGAAUGUCCAACUCGAUGGAAUUCCUGUUUUGAUAUGCUUGAACGCAUCCUUAAAAUAAAAGAUGCAGUUAUCAGCACAAUAGCCCUAACACGGAGUGACCUCAACAUCCAAACCGUAGAGUGGCAUCUCAUUAGCAAAAUUGUACCAAUUCUCCGACCGUUUUAUGAAGUGACUUUAGAAAUACGCUCUGAACAAAAUGAGGCCAUGAGAGCCAGAGUGGCCUAACUGACAUUAUUUCAAAACCAAUUUUAUUUGACAAAAAAUAUGCAAACGAUAUCUUAUAGCGCCACAAUGGCCUAAAAAUAGUUUUAAAAGCAUCCCAGAGAUGGCGUUAUGAUCAACCAUCUUUGCCUAUUUGAAUUUUGCAAAGUUUAGUAGUGCUAUAAUGGCCUAAGUGUAAGCCAUUUUUGCACUAUGGCAACACAACAUCUUGACGUUUAGGCCAAAUUGUCAAUUUUUAAUCUAUGAUGAUCAGCUGUGAUUUGCUGUUAUUUAGUUUUUGUUUUGUUGUUAGUGUCUGCUAAUUAAAAUGGAUAAUAUGGAAGCAGGAACCUCUGGUAAUGUAGAAAAGACAAUGCAAGAAAUCUUCGGCGUGGAUGAGGACGAUCCCUAUCAAGAUUCAGGCUCGGAGUAUUUGCCAACAAGGUCGCCAUCGCCAGCUGACGUGGAUCUACUGGACAUUUUGGGUGCAGAAAACCAGUCCCCAAAUGUCGCUCAUCCCACUGCAAGCCCAGAAAAUACCGAAGAGCAAUGUAAGCCAAGAAAGCGACUACGACAGCCAAGUAAGUGGAAAAAAAUAUCCGCAAGGAGAAACGUGCUAAAGGAGAGGAAUAUGUAAAUACAAAAGGUAACACUGUCCCUUCGAAAAGUAUAAACACAGAUAUACCAUGUAAAUGUGCACAGAAAUGCCAUGAUAAAAUUAAUUCUGAACAGCAAAAAGAACUCUUUAAUAGAUUUUAUGCUAUGGAAAAUUUUGAUUUGCAGUCAUCUUACAUCUUUUCAUUAGUGAAAGUGUUACCUAAAAAGAGAUCCUCUAUUUCCACGAAUGGCCAACAAACUGAUUCUAGACGCUCCAAUACCAGGGUGUAUACAAUGCCGAAUUCUGAAGGAUUGUCCACUACGGUAUGUAAGGAAUUCUUCAAAAAAAUAUUUGCAGUAUCUGAUGGAAGACUAUCCAGAGUUUUAAAAAGGAAACUGUCCAUUCCUACACCACCCAUUGAUGCAAGGGGAAGGCAUGCCCCUGUCAAUAAGACAAGUGAAGAAAAGAUUCAACGCGUCAAAGAAUUCAUUGAUAAAUUCCCGAAGUAUGAAUCACAUUACACACUACACAAGAGCACGAACAGAAGAUUCUUAGCGCCGGAUCUAAGUUUGCCGAAAAUGUAUGCUCUUUACUGUAAUGAUACUCCAGAGUCAGAAAGGGUUUCAGAUUUUAUGUUCAGAAAAGUAUUUAAUCAACACUUCAACCUAUCAUUUCAUGCCCCUAUAUCUGAUUCUUGCAAAAAAUGUGACAACCUUAAGAUUAAGAUAGAUGCAGCUAGUUCACAAGAAGCAAAAGAACAAUUUGAGUUACAGAAAAAGGUACACCUUGCAAAAGCUGACUCAGCAAAAGACAAUUACAAAAUAGAUAAAAAUCUUGCUAAAGAAGAUACAGACGUUACUGUAAUCGUAUUUGACCUCAUGAAAACAUUAGCUACUCCAGUAAUAUCAACUGGAGUGUGUUAUUAUAAAAGGCAGCUAUGGACAUACAACUUAGGCAUACAUGAUGCUGCAACUGACAUUGCGACGAUGUGUGUAUGGGACGAAACAGUAGCUUCGAGAGGGCCUCAGGAAAUAGGGUCUUGUUUAUUGCGUUACAUAAAAGAAAACGUCAAGACUAAAACAUUGAUCUUAUAUUCUGACCAAUGUGGUGGCCAGAACAGAAAUAUAAAAAUGGCUACUCUUUGUCAAUAUAUUACUAGUCAUCCAAACUAUGUUGUAGAAAAAAUAGACCAUAAAUUUUUUGUAAGUGGUCAUUCUUACUUGGCAUGUGAUCAAGACUUCGGAUUGAUUGAAAAACAGAAAAAAUUCUUUAAGGAUAUUUUUAUACCGGACGAUUGGAUUAAAGUUAUAAAAGCUGCAAGAAAGAAGAAUGCUUUUAAAAUUAUGAAAAUGACAACAGAUGAUUUUGUUUCAACGAAAAAAACUUGAAAAUAAUAUUACCAAUCGGAAGGUCACUGCAGAGAAAUCAAAAGUAAAGUGGCUGAGUAUUCAGUGGCUUCUUUACCACAAGAUCCACCCAUUUUCAAUAUUUUUUAAAUAUUCAAAUAAUCCUGAGGUCUUAUUUGAAAACGUUAACAUUAAGAAAAGGAAUUCCAUCAAUAUUGCUGACUUGGAGCUAGACCUUCUUUAUCCCUUGAGAAAACAAAUUAGCGUGGAGAAGAAAAAGGACUUGAUAGAACUUCUGCAAUACAUUCCCCCAGUAUAUCAUGACUUUUAUAAUAACAUAAAAGCAAAUGCAUCAGCACCGAACGAUCUGUAUGUGGGAGAGGAAGAAGUGGAUAGUGAUUGAGUGAGCAAGAAAUGUUUAAAAUUUAAUUAUCCUUACAAUAAUAGACACCCCUACUUCACUCAAUCACCUGCUGAGUGAUAAAGUGUGGUAAGGAUGUCUAUAUAUAUGUCUAUCUUAAUUAUUUUUUUCUUAAUUAAUAAAUAGUUUGGCUUAA